AUGUCUACAAUUAAAUGCACAAGUUGCAAACGGGAAAAACCGAGGGCUGAAUAUGAUCUUGAUAGACAUGGCCGGCCCCGUAAAUCUUGCCAAGCAUGCUUGUUACAAUCACGGGCACGAGAACGACGGAGAGCAGAAGUCAGACGAAUUCAAAAUGCAGAUAAUGAAGAGCCGAUGAAUCGUCCGGAGCGUAUCGUAAAGCUUUUAGCAUUUCAAUCUUCGCGUUCCCGUUGGAGGGAGUUAGAGGUCGGAAGAAUGACAGUGGUUUGUCCUUCAUGCGAUGCUUUGCAUUGGAUCAAUGAGCGUGUAAAUGGCAGUUCAAUUAGGUCACCACGAUUCGAAAACUGUUGUAAGAAAGGUGACGUUGAGUUGCCGGCCUUAGAACAAGUCCCCGACUAUCUCAAAUAUUUACUUGAAUCAACCGAUACUGUAGGCAAGCAGUUCCGCACUCGGAUAAGGGAGUACAAUUCGGCGUUAACCUUCACUUCUGUUAAAUACAACUCUGAUGAACGCAUUUCUGCACAAGCUAGGGGUGUUACAUGCUUUCAAAUCCAUGGCGAGCUGUAUCAUCUUCAAGGGCCGUUGACUGCGGCAGCAAACGAUGCUCCCACUUUUGCUCAAUUGUAUUUCUAUGACCCACUCUACGCAGCCCAGCUGAGACAACAAAGGCAUCCCAACCUAGAUCUUACUGUCUUACAACGGUUGACAAAUGAACUAAAUACUGUCAAUCCUUUCAUUCCUUUAUACAAGACUGCAAAGGAACGGUUGGACGAUGCGUCUCCGGAAAAUGGUGAUGUACGCGUACUACUCAACCCUCAGCUACGGUUGGUAAUGGAGAGUGGAGCAGAUAAACGUCGACACAAUUUGCCUACCAGCAAUGAAGUUGCUGCGAUUAUCCCAGACGAAUACGGUGAAGCAGGAUUCAGGGAUAUUGUUCUGGCUCACAGGAAUCCAGAUGCCAACAGGCUGUUUAGUGUCAUUGAUCCUAACCAUGCCGCGUAUAUGCCAUUGCAUUAUGUUCUACUAUUCCCUAGCGGAGAACGUGGUUGGCACUGGGGGUUGCGAUUGCGAGAUGAGCUGAACAGAAGAAAGAAUUUGAGGUUGCAACAGCGUGAGUUUUAUCGAUAUCGAAUACAUACAAGGACCACUGAACCCAUGACUUUGUUCCUAUCGCAACGCCUAUUUCAGCAGUAUUUGGUUGAUGCUUGGGCUGUAUGUGAUCAGAAUAAAUUGAAUUGGCUUCGAUUGAAUCAGGCAAAUAUUCGGGCUGAUCUGUAUAAUGGACUGGCGGAUAAUAUACGGCAAGAGGACUUCAACCCGGAGCAAACUGGGAAACGUAUCAUCCUACCACGAAGCUAUACAGGUGGAGACCGGUACAUGCUGCAGUUGUUCCAGGAUUCCAUGGCUAUAGUUCGUCAUUUGGGGCGUCCCUCACUAUUUGUUACUUUUACAGCGAAUCUGUAA
Molecule: messenger RNA, 1464 nt
Organism: Morchella sextelata
Lineage: Eukaryota; Fungi; Ascomycota; Pezizomycetes; Pezizales; Morchellaceae
Exons: 4
Coding region: 1-1464 (487 amino acids)
Source: RefSeq, a predicted model, not a curated record